GCCCCGCGGAGGAGCGGCGCGGCGCGGCUCGGCUCGGCGCGGCUCGGCUCGGCUCGGCUCGGCUCGGCUCGGCUCGGCGUGCACCAUGGAGGUGGCGAGGCCGUGGCGGGCGCUGCUGUCCCUGGGGCUGGGGCUGUCGCUGCUGUUGACCGCGGCCGGUGACUUUUGCGAUGUCAACCACUGUCAGAAUGGAGGCACGUGCCUGACUGGCAUUAAUGAGACCCCCUUCUUCUGCAUCUGCCCUGAAGGCUACGUUGGGAUUGACUGCAAUGAGACUGAGAAAGGCCCCUGCCACCCUAAUCCAUGCCACAACAACGGCGAGUGCCAGUUGGUCCCUAAUCGAGGGGAUGUCUUCACUGAAUACAUCUGCAAGUGCCCUGUGGGGUAUGAUGGGAUCCAUUGCCAGAACAACAAGAAUGAGUGCUACUCCCAGCCUUGCAAAAAUGGAGGCACAUGCCUAGACCUGGAUGGCGACUACACCUGCAAAUGCCCUUCUCCAUUCUUGGGGAAGACUUGUCACGUCCGCUGUGCUGUUCUCCUGGGCAUGGAAGGGAGGGCCAUCUCCGAUGCUCAGCUCUCCGCCUCCUCUGUCCACUAUGGCUUCCUUGGCCUGCAGCGCUGGGGGCCGGAGCUUGCCCGCCUCAACAAUCAUGGCAUCGUCAACGCCUGGACCUCCAGCAAUUACGACAAGAGCCCAUGGAUCCAGGCCAACCUGCUGAGGAAGAUGAGGCUGAGUGGGGUCAUCACACAAGGUGCUCGCCGCGUGGGCCAGGCAGAGUAUGUCCGUGCCUUCAAAGUGGCCUACAGCCUGGAUGGACGGGAGUUCGUCUUCUGCAAGGAUGAAAAGCAGGACACGGACAAGGUUUUCCCGGGGAACGUGGAUUAUGGCACCAUGCAAACCAAUAUGUUCAACCCUCCCAUCACAGCCCAGUUCAUCCGUAUCUACCCCGUGAUGUGCCGCCGGGCCUGCACCCUCCGCUUUGAGCUUAUUGGCUGUGAGAUGAACGUGUAUUUCAACACGGCAGGUUGCUCGGAGCCUCUGGGCAUGAAAUCCCGCCUCAUCUCUGACCAGCAGAUCACAGCCUCCAGCGUCUUCAAGACCUGGGGCAUCGACGCCUUUACCUGGCACCCUCAUUACGCUCGCCUGGACAAGACGGGCAAAACCAACGCCUGGACGGCGCUCAACAACGACCAGUCUGAGUGGCUGCAGAUCGACCUCCGGGACCAGAAGAAGGUGACGGGCAUCGUCACGCAAGGCGCCCGCGACUUUGGGCACAUCCAGUACGUGGCAGCCUACAAGGUGGCCUACAGCGACAACGGCACGUCCUGGACCGUGUACAGGGACAGCCGGACGAACAGCACCAAGAUCUUCCACGGCAACAGCGACAACUACUCGCACAAGAAGAACGUGUUCGAUGUGCCCUUCUAUGCCCGCUUCGUCCGCAUCCUGCCUGUGGCCUGGCACAACCGCAUCACGCUGCGCGUGGAGCUGCUGGGCUGCGACGAGUAGGCGCCCGGGCCGGCGCGGAGAUCGAGGCCGGGACUGCUCCUCCCCGUCGUGUGCCCGCUCCCUGCCCUCCCCGCGCACCUCCUGCUGCAACCUCGCGCCUCCGUCCCUGCCGCGACCGGGAGAAAGGCGGAGGGAGGCUCUGGCCCCCCCGGCACCGCCUUGCCUUGGCGGCAGUCGCAGCCGGAACGGGGGCUGCCCGUGGGGGCUGCAGACCUGCACUUUAUGGGGCCGUCCGGGGUGGGGGACGGCGGCGCCUCCUGCCCAGUCGCCCCACGAGCCAGCGGCGAGGCCUCUUCCUGCAAAAGGGGCUUCGUUGUGGGAUGCCCUCCUGCAAACUGGGCUUCGCUGCAGCCUCGAGCCGAGCCUGGGAACAAAUUAUCUCCCCCUUUUCGCUUCUACUUUCAGCAGAGCAGCCAGGGCCGGUGGCAGUCUGCUGCCUUCACCGUUUCGGCUGAUUCUGGGGGGCCUAGGGUGGGUCCCCGGGGCUCGCGGCCUCCACCUUCCCUCCUGCUCCCUGCUUUGCUGCGAUCAGGGGCGCUGAAACCCCUUCGGCAGCCUCCCCAGCCCCCUUUCCCAGGCACUGGCCCCGCGCGCUGCUGGUGUCAGCUCCGCAUAGUGCGAGGGGAGUGAUGAGAGGGGCUGGGGCUGCGGCACGUAGCGAGCGCUGCCGGGCCUUCGGCGCUGCCCCGCGCCUCUGGGAUUUUUUGGCAGCCGAGAGCCCGUCCCGGCUCCCGCAGACCCCAGCGGAGGUUCACCCGCGGGGAGCUGGGCGCAGACCUGCCCUGCGGGCGCUUGCCGUGGGGCUACCCCCAGUCUCGCAGCCGGACGGAGGUCCGGCCCCGCGCUCCAGCUGGGGCUCUGCCGAGGACGGCGUGCCCCCAUCCUCUCCGUGCCUCGCGCCAGGCCCGGGGCGCAGUGCGGCCGGGGGGGGGGCGGGCACCUCGGGGGCAUUUUUUCCCUUUCUUUUGGCCGCUCUUGAGGCAGACGCUCCCCCUCGCGUUGCCUUCGUGCCAGCACCAGUUCCUCCACGUGUCUGCGUUGCCACCAGCCCUCCCGACCUUGCUGCGAUGGGGGUGGUGAAGGGGCGGCCAGGGGCUGCCAGCUGCUGCUGGAAGGAAAGAGGGAGAAAAACUUGAAAAAGCGGUGAAGUAACCCAAAUGCAGUAGGCAAAUAGCCCAAUCGCUGA
This is a messenger RNA of Rhea pennata, 2696 nucleotides long. It is a transcript of the gene MFGE8, whose product is annotated as milk fat globule EGF and factor V/VIII domain containing. The record is from RefSeq and is a predicted model, not a curated record. The transcript is spliced from 10 exons. Gene Ontology annotation, cellular component: plasma membrane. NCBI's taxonomy places the organism in Eukaryota, Metazoa, Chordata, Aves, Rheiformes, Rheidae. Bases 86 to 1510 code for a protein of 474 amino acids. Gene Ontology annotation, molecular function: signaling receptor activity; calcium ion binding.